CAUCAAUAUAAACAUAACCACAAACCGCAUCAACGUGUAUCAUUGCAAUAAACAUGUUCGAUCUUUCUUUUAAGUACUGAACGUGACUAUUUUAAAGAAGAAAUUAGGUUAACAAUCCAAAGAUGCGUUGUGCGAAGAAAAUAUAUCGGAGGCGAAAAGAAAAGGAGAGAGCUUUAUACGUUCGUUUGCCGCACGUGAUACGAGAAGAAGAAGAUGUGGCUAAGUUAUUCACCGGUGACUUCAAAGUAAAUCUUCCUCGACAGUCUAGUAGACAUUGCUAUGUGAUAUUUGCGGAUACCGAGGACCAAUUGAAAAACUUAAAAGCUGUGAAGAACACACGGAUUGAUGGUAAACGUGUGAUUGUAGCACCUGCGAUUAUAAAGCCCAAAAACAAUAAGCCAAAAGGAUUUAAAAAGAAGGUUGUUAUACCUCCAGUAAAGGAAGAUCCAAGAGUGACAAAGACACUAUUUGUGGCAAAUAUCAAAUGUGGAACCAAAACCCAAGACCUAAAGGGAGCUAUUCCUGGAUGUGUGUCCAUUAGAUUGUUAAAACCAUAUUCACAAAAGUGCAGGGGUGCAAUGGUUAAAAUGGAAAGUGCUCAGGUAGCAUCAGAAUAUUUGUCAAAGAUAAGAGACUGGCCAGUUGUCGAAGGACACAAAUUAAGAUUAAACCCAGAUACUAGAAGAAGAAUAAGAAAUCGAAAAUCUAAUGCUCCAUUAAAAAUUUAUGACGGAGAAACAGAAAUACCAAAAGAACCGAGUAAAAGAGGAAAAAGUGAAGUUUUAGAUCAUAUUGUACUUGAAAAUAAAGUGUAA
Molecule: messenger RNA, 815 nt
Organism: Dufourea novaeangliae
Lineage: Eukaryota; Metazoa; Arthropoda; Insecta; Hymenoptera; Halictidae
Exons: 3
Coding region: 123-815 (230 amino acids)
Molecular function (GO): nucleic acid binding
Source: RefSeq, a predicted model, not a curated record